AUGGGAAUUCCCGCUCUUUUAGCGACCUUCGCCGCGUGCGGCAGCAUUGUGACAUCUAUCAAAUCUGGCUGGGAGUUGCGUCGCAUGGUGAGACGCAAAGUAGAAGCGAAAGAGUGCGAAGAAGAAGCACCUUAUGUGUUUCGUCGGCUGCGCCUGGCGUAUUCGGACGGACUUAUGAGUGUUCAGGAGUACGAGCUAUGGUACGAGAGGUUUCUCGUGGCUAAAGUUGAGAAGGACUUGGCGGCCAUGAGGAGAAUCCGGGCCCAUCUCCGAGUACUCGAAAAUGGGGCGCCGGUGACUCCAAGCCAGCGCUCACGGGACUUUGAGAGGACCAGACGGCGGCAUUCGAUUUCAUUCGAAAGUAGCCCAUAUAAUGUCGGAUGGAGGGAUCUAAAAGAAACCAUUGAUUACCGGCAGCACCGUUCCUCUCAAGUGGGUGCGCGCCCAGAGGAAUUCAUCCGCAUGGACCAGCAAACACAUAGUCGCUCAUCCUCGUCAGAUAGCUCAUCGAGGUCCUGUAGCGAUCGUAGUUCACAGGCCUGCAAGGGGUAUCGGAAAUGGAUUGACAGCGAGUGGCCGGACUAUGACAGCAAUAAUGAGAGUAGCAAUUACUAUGAUGAGAAAAAGUCCCGGCGUCGUGGGCCAAUGGCUACAUUAGCCCCUCCACCGUCAAAACGGCAAAGACGAGAGGAGAUUCAGCGCACACAAACACAGCAAGAUGUGACGCCGUUGGUGGCCACCGACCUGGGCUCUUUCAAAGCCAACUUUAUCGACAGUGAUGGCAACCAAAUGACCGAUGUUGUCGAGAUCAACUUCGCCGACGCCACCGAAAAGAACAUCUCAAAUCUUCUAAACACACUAUUAGGCCGGGAUAGAGAAGAGUUUACCCCCUACCGUUUCCGCAUCCAUAUUCCCGGGAAAGAUCUCAUCAUCGACCAGUACCCGAAUGACUUGCUUAGUCUUCUACAGAAGCAUGGUGUGACAAAUCCUUUCGACGCAGAACCACAAGCUAUUUUUAAAGUCCAUGCCGUCUCACGACUCGCUCACCGUAUUCCAGGCCAUGGACAACCGAUUCUGUCAUGCCAGUUCUCCCCAGUAUCGUCAAGCCGCUUGGCAACGGGAAGCGGCGAUAACACUGCUCGCAUCUGGGAUACCGAUUCCGGCACUCCCAAGUUCACCUUAAAGGGGCACACCGGGUGGGUGCUGGGAGUCAGCUGGAGUCCUGACGGGAAGUACUUGGCUACCUGCUCCAUGGAUACAACAGUGCGGGUUUGGGAUCCCGAGAGUGGAAAACAGGUUAACCAGGAGUUCAGAGGCCAUGCAAAAUGGGUCCUUGCCUUGGCUUGGCAGCCAUAUCAUCUUUGGAGAGAUGGCACCGCACGCCUUGCUAGUGCCAGCAAGGAUUGUACUGUCCGUAUAUGGCUAGUAAACACUGGCCGCACCGAGCAUGUCCUGAGCGGACAUAAGGGAUCUGUAAGCUGCGUCAAAUGGGGAGGAACUGACCUGAUCUAUACUGGGUCGCACGACAGAUCUGUCCGUGUUUGGGAUGCCGUAAAGGGAACUUUAGUGCACAAUUUCACUGCGCAUGGACAUUGGGUCAACCACAUUGCGCUAUCAAGUGAUCAUGUACUUCGCACUGCGUAUCAUGACCAUACCAAAGAGGUUCCUGGAACUGAGGAGGAGAGGCGUGCGAAGGCAAAGGAGAGAUUUGAAAAGGCAGCAAAGAUCAAGGGCAAGGUCGCCGAACGGCUAGUCUCGGCAAGUGACGAUUUCACGAUGUACCUUUGGGACCCAACCAACAAUGGCAGUAAGCCUGUUGCAAGGCUACUUGGUCAUCAAAAUAAGGUGAACCACGUUCAGUUCUCUCCCGAUGGCACGCUCAUUGCCAGCGCGGGCUGGGAUAAUAGCACGAAGCUGUGGAACGCCAGAGACGGCAAGUUCAUCAAGAAUUUGCGUGGUCAUGUUGCUCCGGUUUACCAAUGUGCCUGGUCUGCUGAUAGCAGACUCGUUGUCACCGGCAGCAAGGACUGUACUCUGAAGGUGUGGAAUGUACGCACCGGAAAGCUGGCCAUGGAUCUACCAGGUCAUGAGGAUGAGGUAUAUGCCGUUGACUGGGCGGCAGAUGGCGAGUUGGUUGCCUCGGGAGGAAAGGACAAGGCUGUUCGGACAUGGAGAAACUAA
Molecule: messenger RNA, 2181 nt
Organism: Thermochaetoides thermophila DSM 1495
Lineage: Eukaryota; Fungi; Ascomycota; Sordariomycetes; Sordariales; Chaetomiaceae
Exons: 10
Coding region: 1-2181 (726 amino acids)
Biological process (GO): ribosomal large subunit assembly
Cellular component (GO): nucleolus
Molecular function (GO): protein binding
Source: RefSeq, a predicted model, not a curated record